GGUAGCACCAUGGCAACGGCCGGUCCCCUGGGCGCGUGACGUAACCCUUCCGGAUUAGUGUCUAGCGGCCUCUGCGAGGGAGAGCUAGAGUUCUGGACAGGGAAGCCCCUCGCCUACCUCAGCCUUUGCCGGGCGCGCCCUGAUCCCUUGGAGGGCUUUGUUCUUUUGUUCCGGUCUUGAGGGAGGACCGGAGCUGGGCCACGCCGGGCUGGUCCAUCUCCUAGCUUUUCCUCUUCGCAACAGGGUAGCCAACCUCAGCGUAUGUACGGGCUCGGACUCUCCUGCAAGGAGAGCUGGACCUCUGAGCCCCAGUCCGAGAUCCCAGCUGGAGGGGACGCUGUCUGGGAAACGGUUGUCCAUGUUCCAGAGGAACAGGAUGAGCUCCUGAGAUGGAAGAUCUGUCUUCUUCAGACUCUGCCCUUCUCCAAGGGGGGCAUACAGAUAAAGGAGGACUGACCCCUCUACUUUCAUCAGCCAGUUUUCAGGGAUCAGUGACCUUCAAGGAUGUCAUUGUGGACUUUACACAGGAAGAAUGGAAAUGGCUGGAUCCUGUGCAGAGAGAUCUGUUCAGAGAUGUGACACUGGAAAAUUAUACACACCUGGUCUCUAUAGCAGGACUCCAGGUUUCCAAACCUGAUGUGAUUUCUCAGUUAGAACAAGGGACAGAGCCAUGGACAGUGGAACCAGGCGUUCCAGUAGGUACUUCUGGAGACUGGGAGACAAGGCCUGAAAAUAGUGGGUCAGCCCCAGAUCUAGACAUUUCUGAAGAAAAGCCAUCUCCAGCAGCAAUAGUGGAAAACGUAAAAAGGGAUGAUCAUGGGAGUUCCAACUUCUUAAAAACUUGUGAAUCUGAAGGCAGUCUAGAUAGGGAACAGGCAAACCAACAGACACUGCCAAGGGAAAUAAAAAUCACUGAAAAGAUAAUACCCACUUGGGAGAAAGGCCCUAUAAAUAAUGACUAUGGGAAACGUAUCAAUAUGAGUUCAAACUUUGUAACACAAGAAAUAUCUUCAGAAGGGAGCCCUCCUAAAUGUAAUGAACAAAAAGCAGGUAUCAAACAGAAUUUAAACCCAAUUAAAAAAGAGAAAUCUUGUAAAUGCAAUGAAUGUGGGAAAGCUUUUAGUUAUUGUUCAGCUCUUAUUCGCCAUCAGAGAACACAUACUGGAGAAAAACCCUACAAAUGUAAUGAAUGUGAAAAAGCCUUCAGCCGGAGUGAAAACCUUAUAAACCAUCAAAGAAUUCAUACUGGAGAUAAACCAUAUAAAUGUGAUCAGUGUGGAAAAGGCUUCAUUGAGGCACCAUCUCUUACUCAGCAUCAAAGAAUUCACACUGGAGAAAAGCCCUAUAAAUGUGAUGAAUGUGGGAAAUCAUUCAGUCAGAGGACCCAUCUUGUUCAGCAUCAGAGAAUUCAUACUGGUGAGAAACCAUAUACUUGUAAUGUGUGUGGAAAAGCGUUUAGCCAGAGAGGCCACUUUAUGGAACAUCAGAAAAUUCAUACAGGAGAAAAACCUUUUAAAUGUGAUGAAUGUGAUAAAACUUUCACUAGGAGCACACACCUUACUCAACACCAAAAAAUUCAUACUGGAGAGAAAACCUAUAAAUGUAAUGAAUGUGGGAAGGCCUUCAAUGGACCCUCAACAUUUAUCCGACAUCAUAUGAUUCAUACUGGUGAAAAACCCUAUGAAUGCAAUGAAUGUGGAAAAGCCUUCAGUCAGCACUCAAACCUCACUCAACAUCAGAAAACGCAUACUGGGGAGAAACCCUAUGAUUGUGCUGAAUGUGGAAAAUCCUUCAGUUACUGGUCAUCCCUUGCUCAACAUCUGAAAAUUCAUACUGGAGAAAAACCUUACAAAUGCAAUGAAUGUGGGAAGGCCUUCAGUUACUGCUCAUCCCUUACUCAACAUCGGAGAAUUCACACCAGAGAAAAGCCCUUUGAAUGCAAUGAAUGUGGAAAGGCUUUUAGUUACCUCUCAAACCUUAAUCAACACCAGAAGACUCAUACCCAAGAGAAAGCCUAUGAAUGUAAGGAAUGUGGAAAAGCCUUUAUUCGUAGUUCGUCUCUUGCUAAACAUGAGAGAAUUCACACCGGAGAGAAACCCUAUCAGUGUCAUGAAUGUGGGAAGACUUUUAGUUACGGCUCAUCCCUUAUUCAGCAUAGGAAAAUACAUACUGGAGAAAGACCUUACAAGUGUAAUGAAUGUGGGAGAGCAUUCAACCAGAACAUACACCUUACACAACAUAAGAGAAUUCAUACAGGAGCAAAGCCUUAUGAGUGUGCUGAGUGUGGUAAAGCCUUUCGUCAUUGUUCUUCUCUUGCUCAACAUCAAAAAACCCAUACAGAAGAAAAACCCUAUCAGUGUAAUAAAUGCGAUAAGGCCUUCAGCCAGAGCUCACAUCUGACUCAGCAUCAACAAAUUCACACUGGAGAGAAGCCUUAUAAGUGCAAUGAAUGUGACAAAGCCUUUAGUCGGAGCACUCAUCUGACUGAACAUCAGAAUACUCAUACUGGAGAGAAACCUUAUAACUGUAAUGAAUGCAGGAAAACUUUCAGUCAGAGCACGUACCUCAUUCAGCAUCAGAGAAUUCAUUCAGGAGAGAAGCCUUUUGGAUGUAAUGAUUGUGGAAAAGCAUUUAGAUACCGUUCUGCUCUCAACAAACAUCAGAGACUUCAUCCUGGCAUAUGACUAUUUUAGGAACAUCAUAAGUUAAGGGGAUACAUUUAAUCUAGCUCAUCUUUUUCUUAAGUGCUGAAGAAUCAAAAUGGAUUGAGAAACAGCUUAAAAUAUUUUAAGUUUUCACAAUCACAUUAUAGAAUGAAAAGUACAUUGGAUUAAACUAAUCCAGUUAUGUGAUGUUGGGAAACUCAACUAUUUUAAACUUCAGUUUCCUCAUCUGUGAAAUGAGGAAUUUGGAGUAGAUGAUUUUAAAGGUACUUUGGAGUUUUAUAUUAAUUUUGUAUAUUCACAGUAUAUUCUUGAAUAGGAUUAUUGUAUAUCAGCAUUUUGCUGUGUUGAAUCUGGACUGUGUGUGUUUUUGCAUGUUUUGCCGGUAGAAGGCAUUUGUGCUUCAGUAACUAGACUGGGGAUCUAUUAUGCUCCUGUUCUAAUGCACCUAAGUUGUUUAGGUAACUGCCUCCUAAUAAAAAGAAUUAUAAAAUACUCUCAGUAAUUCAGUAGCAUAUAAUAGCUAUGAGUAUUAAAGUUUCCUAUUAUUUUUCCUUCUAGUGUGUUUUAACAUCUAGAAGUGUCUUAGUUUUCUAGUGCUCUCAUAACACAAAUGCCACAAGUGAGUGACUUUAAAGAUCAAGAAUUUAUUGUCUCACAGUUUUGGAGGCCAGAAGUCUGAAUUCAGGUUGUUGGCAGAGCUAGGCUCUCUCUUUCUCUCUCUCUUCUAUAGAAGGCCUUUCUCUGUCUCUUUUAGCUUGUAGUAAAAAACUGGUAAUUCUUGAGAUUCCUUGGCUUGUAGAUGGAUUUUCAUGGUCUCUUCCCCAUGUGUGUGUAUGUGUGUGUGUGCAUGUGUCUAUUCUGCUCUUUUUAUAACACUCAGAAGUGAUUAGGUUUAGGACCCACCCUACUUUGGUAUGACCUCUUUAACAUCACAAAAGAAAAUCUAUAUUUCCAAACAGGGUCAUAAUUACAGGUUCAGGGGUUAGAACUACCACUUGUCUUUUUGGGUGACACAAUUCAGUCCAUAACAAGGAAUUUAUCAUAACUACAGUGAUCAGCUUCUACAGCUUAAUCCUGGUUACAUAUUGGAAUCAUCUGGGGAACUUUAUAAAAUUCUCUUGCAAAGGUCCUAUGCCCAGAGACUAGUUUAAUUUGCCUAGGAUGGGACGCAGGGUUCAGAAUUUUUGUUUUUAACUCCUAAUAUGCACCCUGGAGAGAACAGUUGUCUUAGGCUUCAUUAUUCACACCUUUAUUGUCUUUCCCUUGUGGCUGCUCUUUGAAGCCUCAGAUUACACAUAAUGUACCUUUGACAGUUUAAUCUUGUUUUGUAAAUUGAAUUCUUCUUGAAAGGUCUGGGAGGUAAAGUCAAUUUGCUUCCUCACCAAACUGCAAAACUUAAAAAAAAAAAAAAAAAAUAACCCACUGCUG
Loxodonta africana (African savanna elephant) is the source of this 4094-nucleotide messenger RNA. It is a transcript of the gene ZNF184, whose product is annotated as zinc finger protein 184. NCBI's taxonomy places the organism in Eukaryota, Metazoa, Chordata, Mammalia, Proboscidea, Elephantidae. The transcript has 6 exons. Gene Ontology annotation, biological process: regulation of transcription by RNA polymerase II. Gene Ontology annotation, molecular function: RNA polymerase II cis-regulatory region sequence-specific DNA binding; DNA-binding transcription factor activity, RNA polymerase II-specific. Bases 390 to 2684 code for a protein of 764 amino acids. The record is from RefSeq and is a predicted model, not a curated record.